Trematomus bernacchii (emerald rockcod) is the source of this 657-nucleotide messenger RNA. RefSeq names its product PWWP domain-containing DNA repair factor 3B-like. The record is from RefSeq and is a predicted model, not a curated record. The transcript is spliced from 6 exons. Lineage: Eukaryota; Metazoa; Chordata; Actinopteri; Perciformes; Nototheniidae. The coding region runs from base 1 to 657 and encodes 218 amino acids.
AUGGUUUACUGUCUACAGAUGCCCCUGGACACUGACGAGGACCACUCCUAUAACAAGAGGCCUUGCAGCUUCCUUCCUAAAGAGUCGGAAAGUCAUGUUACCAUGGACAAAGAAGACGGAAGCCUGGAUGGCGAAAACGCAUCUUUCAAGAUGCUUGAGGAAAGGGCUCAACAAGCUCAGCACCAUCGAAGACUGACCAGUGGCUUGUUAAUAGAUUGUAUCACUCAGGACAAAGGCUUACUGCAACAUCUUGAAGCAAUCGUCACUGGACAAGUCAAGUCUCCUUGGGCAAAGAAGGACGAAAGGGUCAUCAUCUUAUUUGAAGAUGAUGACCAGGUGGACCGAGUGUUGUCAUUCCUCUCACAAGUGGUUGAGAAAACACAGACUGAGAGAAGGUUCACAGAUGAGGUGGCAUUCGUCAUGGAUGUGCUUCUGCCAGAGGCGACAGUCCACGCCCUUGCAGCUGUACUCUCGGUUUCCCUUGAAAGAGCCAAGGAAACUUAUAAAUGUGGACCCGAGUAUGACUGGAGUGAGAUGGAACUUUGUUCUCAUUACCUCACCAAGAACUUGAGUGAGGAAGCGCACCAAAGGCUGAAGAACUCCAGUGAAAGGUUCCGAAGAGCUUUGGAUUCCGAGGAGUUUUUAAAUAGGCUUUAA